Molecule: messenger RNA, 252 nt
Organism: Giardia duodenalis
Lineage: Eukaryota; Fornicata; Diplomonadida; Hexamitidae
Exons: 1
Coding region: 1-252 (83 amino acids)
Source: RefSeq, a predicted model, not a curated record
AUGUGGACGGAGAAUUACAAACCAAUCAUGGCUGGCACAACAUAUCAGCCGCACAUUUUGCUCCCAAGCAGCGCCUCUCCGGCCGGGGAGGACCUGUUUGUGCACGAAGAUUACUUAUGGUGCCUAGAAGACCACAUCUGCUUCGACAGCGUCAUAGAGACAGCCUUGACCCCGGGCCAGGAGCUACGAGGCACAGCCCCCACUGAGAAAGAAAGCCAACGCAAUCUAGACCUUCUCCUGGCAAUAAUUUGA